Molecule: messenger RNA, 1452 nt
Organism: Zootoca vivipara (common lizard)
Lineage: Eukaryota; Metazoa; Chordata; Lepidosauria; Squamata; Lacertidae
Gene: FSCN3
Product: fascin actin-bundling protein 3
Biological process (GO): actin filament bundle assembly; establishment or maintenance of cell polarity; cell migration
Cellular component (GO): ruffle; microvillus; cell projection membrane
Molecular function (GO): actin filament binding; protein-macromolecule adaptor activity
Source: RefSeq, a predicted model, not a curated record
AUGCAGAUUGGGCUGGUAAACUGGACAGGCGGGUAUCUGACUGGGGAAUGCUACGGCGACGGCGUCAGCGUCUUGGGAAACACACUGGGGAAGAAACAGACCUGGGAGCUGCAGGUGACCACGAGGCCAGGGAAGUUGACGGUGGCCGUCCUGAAGGGCCAGCAAGGGCGGUGCCUCCUGGUGGACGCAGAUGGCACCGUCCGGUGUGGUCACCCGACCUCAGGGCGGCAGAGCCAGUUUCUGCUGGAGGUGCACUCCAGCGGGGCCUGGAGCCUCCAGCAUCUGGAGAGCAAGAAGUUCCUGGAGUCGGACGGGGAGGACGUCUUCUGCACCUGCAAAGACCUGACAGGGCGCAACAUGUGGAUGCCUCACCUGGCCAUGCAUGCCCACGUGGUCCUCUUCAACCCCAGCAGCCGGCUGUACGCGCGGGCCGACCCCGAGCUGAACCGCGUCUGGGUGGACACGCCGGUGCCUUACUGCGAGGAGUGUGGCUUCGUUCUGAGGCUCCGGUGUGGCGUCUGCCACCUGGAGACCUCCAACCACAAGUUCGUCUCCCGGCUGGAGAAGCUGGCCAAGAAGCCCUCGGACGAGACGGCCUUCCACCUGAACCUGAGGCCCGGCUGCCUGGCCUUCCUGACCGACAGGGAGGGGCGCAUCCUGUACCCGCAGGGCAGCCGGGGGCUCCUGUGCCUCGGAGACUGCCCCGAAGACAACGAGGAGUGGUUUGUCAUCAAGAGGUGCCCGCAGUGGGUCAGCCUGAGAACCAGGGCCAAGAAAUACCUGGGCAUCCUCUGUGACUCUGAGGUCUACGCAGGCUCCAAAAAGCCGACCCCCAUGUCCACGUUCCUCUUUCAUGUCAGUCCCGAUGCCCAAACCGUGCAGCUGAAAGACAUCAACCACAAGUACCUGGCGCAGAGGGAGUUCCAGAGUGUGAUGGCUGACGGCUGCAGCAAAGAACCCGAGACCCAGUUCAGCAUCUUGUGGCAUUAUGGGAAAAUCUUCCUGAGGGCGCUCAACGGCCGCUACCUGGGCACCCUCCCUGUCGGGCUGGUGGUUGCCAGAGCCAUGCAUCCUGGGCCCCACGAGGAGUUUGGCCUGCGCCUGGCUAACCGCUCCUUCCUGCUGCUGCGUGGCUGCUACGGCUAUGUGGGGAGCUCCUCCUGCCACGAGGCCUUGCAGUGCAACCUCCUGGAGCCUGACUGCAUCGAGCUGCUGCCCUGCAAGGAGGGCAUCUACCACUUCCAGAGCCGCGGCAAGAGCUUUUGGUGCCUGACUUCGGAAGGGACCUUCAGCCCCUGGGGGAAGUUUGCCUUGAAUUUCUGCGUCGAGAUCCGAGGGAACAACCUCCUGGCCGUGCUGGGCCCCAACGGGUACUUCCUGCGUGCGGACAGGGAGGGCUGCCUCGUGGCCGACAGCGAGGAGGUGACCUACGAGUGCCUCUGGGAGUUCUAG